GUGACAGCUUCCAGAAUGGAAUUACCAAAAGACCCAGACGGUUGUCCUUCGGCCUCUUGGUUAAUACAUUUGCCUCUGCUUGCUCCCUCCCAAGUUUUAACUACAAUCAGAGAAAACCCUAAAGAAAUUUUCUAAAAGAAAAAAGACUGUGGGUUAGGGUUUCAGCUACAGAAAGGAGAAGCAAUGAAAGGGGGAAGGAAGAAUCUAAAGAGGGCAGCAAAAGACCAAAACUUGAGCCUUCAACAUGGCCAAAGCAUUAUGCAAGUGCUGUCUUUAAGGGGAUCCAAUCUCAUUGAGGUAGUGGAUGCUCGAGGAGGGAAAUCACUAGCACUAUUUCCAGCUAAAUUUCAGAAGAGCUUGUGGAUAAAACGAGGGAGUUUUGUUGUAGUUGAUGAAAGUGGAAAAGAAAAGGCGCUUGAGUCUGGUAGCAAGGUGGCAUGUAUUGUUUCUCAAGUUCUGUUCUAUGAGCAACUUCGUGCACUACAGAAAUCUCCAGAAUGGCCUGAAAAUUUCAAAUCCUCGAAUCUGGAUGAUUUAGUUGAAAAUGAUGGUGGUGCCACCUCAGAAUGUUUGCAGAGACAUCCCUCCCAGCAAGAAGUGGAGGAUGAGUUAGAGUCAAGUGAUGAUGAUGGACUUCCUCCACUAGAAGCUAAUCUGAACAGAAUCAAGCCAUUUGAGCUGCAAUCAGACAGAGAAUCAGACUCAGGAUCGGAUUCAGAUUGAUUAAUGAUUAUAACAUACUAAUAUAAACUAAGAUAAACCAAUCUUCCAAUUUUUACUGUUGAUUUCUCAUGUAAAAAAAUGACAUGAAGUGGGUCAUUUCUAGUACCCAAACGUUCUUACACGAUUAAAUGUGUGUCAGCUUCUUGUAUUGUAAUCUUUGAUAGUUUCCAAUGUAGGAAAAAUCUUGUGUUGAGAAAAGAAAACAACCCGCAACAAGGGUUCAUUCAGUUUUGUUAAAGUUUAAA
Messenger RNA from Theobroma cacao (cacao), 968 nucleotides. Its product is annotated as Nucleic acid-binding, OB-fold-like protein. Gene Ontology annotation, biological process: translational initiation. Gene Ontology annotation, cellular component: nucleus. The record is from RefSeq and is a predicted model, not a curated record. NCBI's taxonomy places the organism in Eukaryota, Viridiplantae, Streptophyta, Magnoliopsida, Malvales, Malvaceae. Gene Ontology annotation, molecular function: RNA binding; translation initiation factor activity.